Molecule: messenger RNA, 1942 nt
Organism: Scomber japonicus (chub mackerel)
Lineage: Eukaryota; Metazoa; Chordata; Actinopteri; Scombriformes; Scombridae
Gene: rnpc3
Product: RNA-binding region (RNP1, RRM) containing 3
Exons: 16
Coding region: 34-1587 (517 amino acids)
Biological process (GO): mRNA splicing, via spliceosome
Cellular component (GO): U12-type spliceosomal complex
Molecular function (GO): U12 snRNA binding; pre-mRNA intronic binding; protein binding
Source: RefSeq, a predicted model, not a curated record
GCGGCGUUUGUGUAUGCUUCUGCAGACAGUAAAAUGGACAAGGAUGAGGAGCCGGUCCAGACAAACGGCAGUAAGACGCUGCUUAUCCGCCACUUCCCCACUGAGCUCAGCCAGGAUGAGAAGGAGGACCUGCUGAAGUAUUUUGGAGCCGAGUCUGUCAGGGUCUUCUCAAAAACUGGUCGCCUGAAACAUGCAGCCUUUGCAACCUUCAGAAGUGAGAAGUCAGCUGUUAAGGCUCUUAGUAGGCUCCAUCAGUUAGAGGUUCUCGAUCGUACACUUGUUGCAGAGUUUGCAAAAAAUCAAGAUGAUGUCACUGUAUUAAAGGACCCACCUGUGUCAGCCAGUGGUAGACCAGUAAAGGAAGAGCAGAAGAAACAGGAGACUAAACUCCCAAAUAUUCCCCUCAUAGACACCGGCAUUGCACCCAGUCUUGGGUUGAAAUUUCAACCAAAUCCCACUUUGAAGUAUUUAUACCCACCACCUACGAGUGGCAUCCUGACAAAUAUAACACAUGCCCUCAUGAGUGUGCCAAAGUUUUAUGUUCAAGUUCUGCAUCUGAUGAACAAGAUGAAUAUACCGUGUCCAUUUGGUCCGGUCACUGCCAGACCACCGAUGUUUGAGCUCCUUCCUCUCGUGCCACCCAUCCCGAUGCCUCCCCCCUUACCUCCCAACUACCCCCCUUUACCCGAAGAGGAGAUGGAGCUGUCCAGCGAGGAAGAAUCGGAAUAUGAGAGCGGAGAUGAUGAAGACAAGGAAAGGAUUGUUCGUCUGAUGGGCCUGGUCAACCAAGCAUGCAAGAGACCCCUGAGACCAAAAACAGCUUCAAAAAGAAAGAAGCCCAAGAUCAAGGAUCUACUCUAUGCUCCCAAACCAGACUCUCAGAGCGCUCCAGUGAUGCAGCCCUCCGAUGUGUUCGAGCAGCCCAACCCUGCCGGACCGAGGAAAAUCGAAUUCCACAUUUCGGUUCCAGAAGCGGCGGAAGGAAGUGGGCCAGGUGAAGGGGCACAGCGUGAGGAAGUCAGAGAAGUGGAUGAGAGGGAGGACGUCGUCAGCAGUGGUAAGGAGGAGAAGGAGAAGGAGGAGGAGGAGACGGAAGGUGAAGGUUUCGGGAAGCUCUACCCCAGCGCUCAAACAUCCCAACUGCAAGAGGAGCACAGCGACGGAGAGGAAGACCUCCCCUCAGACGUCAUCUCCAGGAAGGAGCUGGCGAAGGGGCGGCUAUCAAGAGAUGAGAUAAAAAGGAUGUCCGUGUUUAAAAAUUAUGAACCGGGCGAGCCGACCUGCAGACUGUACGUGAAGAAUAUUGCUAAGCAAGUGGAAGAGAAAGAACUGAAGUACAUCUAUGGAAGAUACAUCAAUCCUUUAUCAGAAGGCGAGAGAAACAUGUUUGACAUUGUGUUAAUGAAGGAGGGGCGGAUGAAAGGGCAGGCCUUCGUAGGGCUCCCCAGCGAGCAGAGUGCAGAGAAAGCCCUGCGGGAAACCAACGGCUACGUUCUCUAUGACAAACCCCUCGUCGUCCAAUUCGCCAGAUCUGCCAGACCAAAACAAGAUAACACAGACACCAAGAGAGGACCAAAACAACGAUGAACUCAACAGAUGCCAAGGCUUCAUAUUGUGGCCCAGCAGAACCAUUUGUAUCCUUAUUUUGGCAUAUCCUUUUUGGAAAAUAACAUAAGAAAAUGAGGGCAGUUUAUUUGUAGCUGUUAUGGCACAAUUGGAACUUAAAAUGAACUGACCUGUAUUGUAGUCUAAAUUUAAAAGAACCAAGAAGCAUUCUUUGUAUCUUCUGUUCUCUGAAAUAUUUAGUUUAGCCCUCUAUACAAAAGUCUCCUGCACGUCUCUUUACAAUGUUUUCUACCUUGUUUGACUGAAUUUCAGGUGACGGUCGUCAGAUGUCAUCAUCGUCUUUUAUUAUUAAAUAAAAAAUAUUUUAUUAAAAUAA